CGCGGGACGACGGGCUCAGACUGAGCCCGAGCGAUCGCGGAGCGGCGGCUCCUCCACCACCUUCUCCUCUUCCUCUUCUUCCUCCGCUGCUGCUUCCUCCUCCUCUAUCGCGAUUUCUUUCUCUCUCCCCGCCCCGCCAUGAGCCACCGGCACAGCUCUCGCCGCGGUGCUCCUCGGCCCGAGAUGCUCCCCGAGAUCGCCGCCGCCGUGGGCUUCGUGUCCAACCUCCUGCGGACACGGGGCUGUGUCAGCGAGCAGCAGCUGCAGAUCUUCAGCGGAGCCCUGCGGGAGGCCCUGGCAGAGCACUACAAACAUCACUGGUUUCCUGAGAAACCCUUCAAAGGCUCUGGUUACCGCUGCAUCCGGAUCAAUCACAAAAUGGACCCAAUUAUCAGCAAGGCAGCGAGCCAGAUCGGACUCAGCCUGGCGCAGCUCUACCAGCUCCUGCCCAGCGAGCUGACGCUCUGGGUGGACCCCUACGAGGUCUCGUACCGCAUCGGGGAGGACGGCUCCAUCUGUGUCUUGUACGAAGCAACUGCAACCAAGCCUGCGAGCUCCUACGGGAUGCUGACCUGCAAGAACCAGAUGAUGUUGGGUCGCACCAGUCCUUCCAAAAACUACAUCAUGACUGUCUCCAGCUAAAUACUCCUCUUGUCCUUACACUGCCAAGACACGGGCUACUGUAUACCUCACCCGAGGAUCUAUUUUUAAGAUGAAGAUCUAUUUAUAUUUUUUUUAAAAAAUCCAAGAAAAUCCAAAAUUAAAAGAUUGAGCACCGCUUUGAGCAGAAGCGGUGUUCUCGGUGCCUUUUUUUAAAGCUGUUGCAAGCUUAUGAGUUUUUAUUAUGAAGCCAAUAUCUACCUAAUUAGUGUUGGAUGACAAUUUUGGGCUGGCUUGCUCAUUUGGGCAGCUUGGAAUGGAGGAAGAGGGGGAAGAGCCAUUCUGGGAAGUGUGGCUUGGUGGUGGGAGAUGUGUCACCUUCACACCAUCCUGGUACCCAACAGUAUUGCUCUACUGCCAAGUAUUGCAGUACUCUUGGAGAAGGGAUGAAGGAAGUCUUUACUCCACUAAUUUUUUUCACUCCCCAGCUGGUCUAAUCUCUGCACAGCCUGGAGACAGUGUUGGGAAUUUUUCCACAGGGCUAGGUGAUGCUUGGGACCCUGGGAUCCCUCACCUUUGCUCUUGCACAUCUCCUUGGGACGCACUUACUCCGUGUUGCAGCUCUGCUCUGCCCCACUCUUGGCACAAAAAGAGGGGAAGUGUGGCCUUUUCCAGUCCCUCCAACUCUCCUGUCUGCUGCUGGACUGAAGGGGCCAUGCAGGUAUUAGUGUUCUGUGGAGCAAGGCAGAGAUGCACUGGGGGACAGGCUGUGCAGAGAAGAUCCCUGAGAUGAGCUUUGUAGUGGUGGCACUGGGGUGCUGCCUUUGUCCCUGGUGCUGUUACCCACUGCAGGCUGCACACAGAGCUCCAGACCCUGAAUCCAGCACUGAACAGCUGUGAAUUACCAAACCUUUCUGCUCUGUGGGGCCAAGACAUCAGCCCACAGCUGCCCUUGUGUGGCCUGUCCCUGCUCCAAGAGUGGAGUUUGGCCUCUUGCUUGUAAGAGUUGCCUAAUCCCGUGCUGACAACUUGCAGUCUCACUUCUCCAGAAGAGCUGAAGCAACUUGCCUUGUGCCCUAGAGGUUGGUGUGCCCUAUCUCUUUGCCCUAUCUCUUAAAAUCAGAAGUAUUGGGAGUCUCUUCCCUCUCUAUUUGGGAUCCUCAGAUGCUUUGGUGUCCUAACAUUGCUUUUAGAGCCACAGCACUUCUUGCCUCUCUUCCUGCCCUGGGUCACCAGCAUCUGGCUGUCCCUGGGAGCUGUCUCCACUGUUACCUUGGUAAGGGGCCUGGUUUGGGGCUGAUCUCUUGGUACAUAACUUUUGCACAAUUAAUGCCUGGUCCUGUGCUUUGUCUGUGCAAGCAGAACUCCUCUUGGAGUCCCAGGGGUACUUCUUUUCAGGGAGACUUUGCCCAAGUGUUCAGGAUUUGGCUCUUAAACUGCUCUGGGCUCCCUACAAAUGGGGUGGGAAAUGAAAGUGCUGCCCCCAGAGCUUUGCCUGUUUGGAAUGAGCCUUUACCAAGAUGUUGUAUGUCCCUUGCCUUUUUACUAACCAGCUGCUGUGCUCCUCCAGUGAUCCUGGGAGAAAAAGCAGGACAUUGACACAGUGCUUUGUAAUGAAACUUCCCCAGGUUUGUCUCUCAGCAUAAUUUUUUUUUAACCUUCCUGUUUUCUGACCUGGCAGCUCUCUGGCAUAACCAGAAUUGUUCUUGCCCAACUUUUGAUGAAUCAAGUUCUCAGACAUUUGUGCAAUAUAUUUCCAAAUCUUGGGCGUGCUGGGAGAGGAAGGAAACUUCCCAUCUGCCACAGUUUGUAGCUUGUUUCUUCAAUACAUUAAAAAAACAAAACAAAACACACCAACAUAAGUUCAGCACAGCUCCCCAGCUCUUAUUACUUAUAUGGAAAAGUAACCUUGGAGUUCUCUAAGUUUCAAAUCAUGAAUUCCAGAACUGGAAAACUCUCCUCAAUUGAUAGAUCCUUUUUAAAACGUCAAGUGGUGAGUUGUUUGUCCUUGAGCAGUAAUAGCAGUGGCUCAGAAGUUGCAUCACUUCCCUCUGCAUCACUUGAAUUUCUCAUGUCAGCAAAGCAGAAGCUGAAAUGAAGCACUGGGGCUUUUCCCUUGGUGAACUUGUGCAAUAGGUGACCUCACCAAGAGGGGAAUACUUGAGAACUUCCAAAAAACAAAUUCCCUUUUCAAGGAAAAGGGAUCUUGGUGCUUUUUGGAGUCCUCACUUAACCUGCUUACGUGGAAAGCCCAUGAUGAGAACUGCAUCCAGGCUGAGCAAUGUUUGCUUUGCUGGGCUCCUUGGCUGGAUGUGGAGUUUCCUGAAGGCUGGUACUUCCUUGGGUUGUAAUUUGUCAGGAUCAAAGUAGUCUUAAGAUUGACCUCCCCCUUUUUACUCUGUUCCCUUCCUCUUAUCAGGAACGAUUUUCAGGAACAACAGCCCACACCAAAGGAAUACACUAUAAUUGUUCUUAAUGCCCCCACUUCCAGAACCAAAAUAGCCAAGUGUCAUUCUUUUUGUCCCUGGUGUGGAGGAGUCUGAUGUUAAAGGUGUCUGGGGUUUGGUUUGUUUUUGGGGGGUUUUUUGUUGGUUUUUUUUUUUUUUCUUCAAAACCAACCCAAGUUGGGUGUAAUCCAUUUCUCUCUUGUAGCUGGUUUCAUGUAUAAGCUGUGAAUUAGUGUGCUCUGUUGCCUUCUGCCUACAAGCCUGAUCAGAGCUGAAUGGUGUGGAUAUUCAGACAGUGAAUUUGAGGGGUUUCCAGUCUUUUUUUUUUUUUUUUAACAAGCUGGACUGUUGAACGGGACCUGCUUUUUGUAUUUGGUGAAAAUGGUAGGAAGUUUGUAAGCUACACUUGGAGGGAGUGGAUGGUUACUAAUUGUAUAGUAGUGUUUUUAUAUACAGACUGUACAGAUCCUUUGACAAAUGUAUGCUUUUGUUACUUUAAUAAAAAUGUAGCAGUAUAAAUGA
Molecule: messenger RNA, 3569 nt
Organism: Calypte anna (Anna's hummingbird)
Lineage: Eukaryota; Metazoa; Chordata; Aves; Apodiformes; Trochilidae
Gene: BTG2
Product: BTG anti-proliferation factor 2
Exons: 2
Coding region: 139-642 (167 amino acids)
Biological process (GO): negative regulation of mitotic cell cycle; negative regulation of cell population proliferation
Cellular component (GO): nucleus; cytoplasm
Source: RefSeq, a predicted model, not a curated record